CUAAAAACACAUCAAUAUCAGUGAUGCCAUCCAGCACUGUGUUAGAGGGCUAUCCAGUGACUCUGAACUGCAGCAGUGAGGCAAAUCCACCAAACAACUACACCUGGUACAGAGACAUUGGAGGACGGCUUCAACUGAUUCAGACUGGAUUUAAUCUCUCCUACAGAGCAAUUAAUCGCACACAGAGCGGACGGUACUACUGUGUAGCUCAAAACAAGUAUGGACAACAAAACUCAUCAGUUUUACUGGAUAUUCAGUACCCCCCUAACGGCACUUCAAUAUCAGUGUCCCCUUCCAGUACUAUUUUAGAGGGCAAUCCAGUAAGUAUGAACUGCAGCAGUAAUGGAUAUCCAGCAGUGGUCAACUACACCUGGUACAGAGCGAAUGGAGGACAGCUUCAACUUCUUCAGACUGGAAAUAAUCUCACCAUCAACGUAACUACUGCUGCACAAAGAGGCCGGUACUACUGUGUGGCUCAAAACAAAUAUGGUCAACAAAAUACAUCGAUUUUACUGGAUGUUCUCUUUUCCCCUAAAAACACAUCAAUAUCAGUGAUGCCAUCCAGCACUGUGUUAGAGGGCAAUGCAGUGACUCUGAACUGCAGCAGUGAGGCAAAUCCACCAAACAACUACACCUUGUACAGAGACAUUGGAGGACGGCUUCAACUGAUUCAGACUGGAUUUAAUCUCUCCUACAGAGCAAUUAAUCGCACACAGAGCGGACGGUACUACUGUGUAGCUCAAAACAAGUAUGGACAACAAAACUCAUCAGUUUUACUGGAUAUUCAGUACCCCCCUAACGGCACUUCAAUAUCAGUGUCCCCUUCCAGUACUAUUUUAGAGGGCAAUCCAGUAAGUAUGAACUGCAGCAGUAAUGGAUCUCCAGCAGUGGUCAACUACACCUGGUACAGAGUGAAUGGAGGACAGCUUCAACUUCUUCAGACUGGAAAUAAUCUCACCAUCAACGUAACUACUGCUGCACAAAGAGGCCGGUACUACUGUGUGGCUCAAAACAAAUAUGGACAACAAAAUACAUCGAUUUUACUGGAUGUUCUCUUUUCCCCUAAAAACACAUCAAUAUCAGUGAUGCCAUCCAGCACUGUGUUAGAGGGCAAUGCAGUGACUCUGAACUGCAGCAGUGAGGCAAAUCCACCAAACAACUACACCUUGUACAGAGACAUUGGAGGACGGCUUCAACUGAUUCAGACUGGAUUUAAUCUCUCCUACAGAGCAAUUAAUCGCACACAGAGCGGACGGUACUACUGUGUAGCUCAAAACAAGUAUGGACAACAAAACUCAUCAGUUUUACUGGAUAUUCAGUGUGAGUACAAAGAAAGCACAGUACAUCUUAUUGAACUUAUUAAACAACCCAGAAAAAUGGCACAGCAGCAUCCAACUAUAUUGCAAUUAUUGAUUAUUAAGUCUCUAUUUUAAAAGGAUGUUUUGACAGCAAUAAAAUAUAAUAUAGAUAACUAUGUUUUUAGUGGUGUAUAAAGACCUUAUGUAAUUACCUUAGAAUGAGUCGUUUUUGUCUACAAACACAGCAGGUCGCCCUACAUGUAAGCCGCCAUUUUGCACCGCCAUGUUUCUACAGUAGCCCUAAAUGGACAAACUGCUCUACAGAGCACAUUUGUCACUACGUUGUCUCAGAUGAUGACAUGUCUAUCCUGUGACGGCUAUCGUAGCUGCUCUAUGUGCUUCAAAAGGGAGGGGUGCAGUUCGCAUCCUCACCACUAGAUGCAGCUAAAAUCUACACACUGCACCUUUAAUGUAAUCUGGCUAUGUGAAGCAGACACGGCCAAUGGUAUAAAACAGAUGAGAGUUUCAUAAAGAAAACUGUAAUUUCAAAAUCAUUUAUUUGGCUAUUCUUAUAUAUUAUAACCAUGUUAUACGUUGGCAUCUUCUAUGUUGUCACUCUGCCUACAA
Misgurnus anguillicaudatus (oriental weatherfish) is the source of this 1925-nucleotide messenger RNA. The record is from RefSeq and is a predicted model, not a curated record. Lineage: Eukaryota; Metazoa; Chordata; Actinopteri; Cypriniformes; Cobitidae.